This is a messenger RNA of Gasterosteus aculeatus aculeatus (three-spined stickleback), 7444 nucleotides long. It is a transcript of the gene sipa1l2a, whose product is annotated as signal-induced proliferation-associated 1-like protein 2. Gene Ontology annotation, biological process: regulation of small GTPase mediated signal transduction. The record is from RefSeq and is a predicted model, not a curated record. Lineage: Eukaryota; Metazoa; Chordata; Actinopteri; Perciformes; Gasterosteidae. Gene Ontology annotation, molecular function: protein binding; GTPase activator activity. Gene Ontology annotation, cellular component: cytoplasm.
CUCCGCCGUGGAGCGUGGCGGGUUCCUCUCAACAAGUGGCGGAUGGAUUUAAUGCACUUGGAUAGCAUCUCUGCAGCGGGGCUCAUUACCACUGUGGCUCACGGGGCUUUGAGUCCUCCGCCAUUAGGAUUUGUGGCUCUGAUGAAAAAGGACUUAAUCCGGUACAACUCUUCCAGCUGUCUUUCUGCAUCGGCGGCACGCUGUGAGGAAGGACUCCACACCGCCGUGCCUCCGCGCCCCCUCAGACACUCGUCCUUGACAUCCAAAAUACUAUGCGCUGAUCGUCGCGCCAGCCGCCUUCUGUGAGUUAUGACGACGGCUGCUCCAUCGACUCAGGAGAGAGGCCCCGCCUCCGCUCAGCAGCGAGUGAAUCGCAUGAUGUAAUAAAGAGGGGAAGUCUGCUCUUCAAGGAGACUGCCAGCAGGAUAUGAGUAUUUUGAGCCCUGCGACAGACAACAAAUCAAACCUCGUGGGAAUUGUGGGAGGCCCAGAAGAAUACUCCAGAGCAAUGCAGUCAGAGGAGCUAUUCAGCAGGAAACUGAAAUCCCUGAAUGGCAACAUGGGGCCACCGGGCCCCAACAUGCAGGGGAAACCCGAAGGCGCAGGGAAAACAAAUGGCAAUCCGGCCAUGCCUAAAAUGGGCGUCAGGGCCAGGGUGACGGACUGGCCGCCGAGGAAUGACGGAUGGGAGGGACAACCGUCGCCCAAUUACCAGAGCGUCAUACCCGUGUUCCAAAACGGAAUCCUGGAGCAAGGCGAGCCGGUCUGCCUGGAGGUGGAAUACUCUGACAAGUACGCACUGAGCGACCUCCUCGGCCACUCGCCGCUGAAGGGUCUGCACCCCAUCCGCCAGCGCAGCAACAGCGACGUCACCAUCAGCGACAUCGACUCCGAGGACAUAAUGGACCAGAACGCCGUCAACCCCAACACCGGGGCCUCGCUGCACCGCGAAUACGGCAGCACGUCCUCCAUCGACCGCCAGGGCCUGGGCGGAGACGGCUUCUUCACCAUGCUCCGGGGCUACCGGGUGGACACGCUGGACCACCGCAGCAUACCGCCCAUGGGUUUCCCCGAGCUGCUGCGCUGCGAUGCCUCCCUGUCGCCCAGCCUGCAGACGGCAGCGCAGAUCGCCAGGGGCGAGAUAGUCCACAUACCGGGCUACGACUACGUCGACAACUCCCUCAUCUACAGCCGGGAGCCCGAGCGCUCCUUCAUGAGGCGCCUGAAGUCGGAGUCUUCCGAAACGUCUCUGUUCCGGAAGUUGCGGACCAUAAAGAGCGAGAGCGACGCCCUGCGGCUCUCAAUGGAGGACGACCGGCGGCCGUUCAGGUUCCAAAAGUUCUCUGCGCACUCUGACAUCCAGAGCGUUCUUUUAAUCAUCAGCGAGGCGGUGGCGAGCAGAGCCACCCUGAACCAGAGGAAGAACACCACCACGGGGGCUUCGGCCGCCUCAGCCGGAGGCCCCGGGGCCCCGGUGCCCGGAGGCGGAGCGGCGGCGGCGGCUGCAGCAGCAUUGGCGGCCGGACCCGGAGCGGGGUGCCCCGAUGGCGGAGCGGCGGGAUGUACCGGCGGAAACGCACCCAUGUUCGAGUCCCCCCUGGGCAGCAGGGAGGACUUGAACCCCAAGGAGAACCUGGACGCGGACGAGGGGGACGGGAAGAGCAACGGCCUCGUGCUGGGCUGCCCGCACUUCCGCAACGAGAUCGGUGGCGAGGGCGAGAGGAGGAUCUCGCUCUCCAGGGCCAACAGUGCCAACUACAGCGGCAUGUCGGAGAGCUGCUCCUUCGAGUCCUCUCUGAGCUCACACUGCACCAACGCCGGGGUCUCCGUCCUGGAGGUGCCUCGAGAGAGCCAGCCCAUCCACAGGGAGAAGGUCAAGCGCUACAUCAUUGAGCACAUCGACCUCGGAGCGUACUACUACCACAAGUACUUCUACGGCAGAGAGCAUCAGAACUACUUUGGGGUCGAUGACAACCUGGGCCCCGUGGCGGUCAGCGUCCGCAGGGAGCGGCUGGACGAUGGGAAGGACAAGGACGGGAUGCAGCACAACUAUCGGGUCACUUUCCGAACCAGUCAGCUGACGACACUCCGUGGAGCCAUCCUGGAGGACGCCAUUCCAUCCACUGCGAGACACGGGACGGCCCGCGGCCUGCCGCUGAAGGAGGUGCUGGAGUACGUCAUCCCCGAGAUUAACAUCCAGUGUCUGAGGCUGGCUCUAAACUCCCCGAAGGUCCCGGAGCAGCUUCUCAAGCUGGACGAGCAGGGGCUAAGCUUCCAGCACAAGGUGGGAGUGCUUUACUGCAAGGCGGGCCAGAGCACAGAAGAGGAGAUGUACAACAACGAGAGUGCCGGGCCGGCGCUGGAGGAGUUCCUGGAUCUCCUCGGUCAGAGGGUGCGCCUCAAGGGCUUCACCAAGUACAGGGCGCAGCUGGAUAACAAGACGGACUCCACAGGCAUACACUCUCUCUACACCACCUACAAGGACUAUGAGCUGAUGUUCCACGUGUCCACCAUGCUCCCCUACACACCCAACAACAGGCAGCAGUUACUAAGGAAGAGGCAUAUCGGCAAUGACAUCGUCACCAUCGUAUUCCAGGAGCCCGGGGCCCUUCCGUUCACUCCAAAACACAUCCGCUCUCAUUUCCAGCAUGUGUUUGUCAUCGUCAAAGUCCAUAACCCCUGCACUGACAACGUCUGUUACAGCGUGGCCGUUUCCAGAUCUAAAGACGUGCCUCCAUUCGGCCCCCCCAUUCCCAAGUCUGUGACUUUCCCAAAGUCGGCUGUUUUCCGGGACUUCCUGCUCGCCAAGGUCAUCAACGGGGAAAACGCUGCACACAAGUCUGAGAAGUUCCGAGCCAUGGCGACCCGCACGCGGCAGGAGUACCUGAAGGACCUGGCGGAGAACUUUGUCAGCACGGCCACUGUCGACGCGGCUGUCAAAUUCAGCUUCAUCAAUCUCGGAGCCAAGAAGAAGGAGAGGGUGAAACCCAGGAAGGACGCACAUCUGUGGAGCGUGGGGGCCAUCACCUGGGGCGUCCGCGCCCGGGACUUUGGCCAGUCGAUGGACGUGGACUGCUUGCUCGGCAUAUCCAACGAGUUCAUCGUGCUCAUCGAGGAGGAGUCGAAGAACGUGGUCUUCAACUGCUCGUGUCGCGACGUCAUCGGGUGGACCUCAGGGAUUAUGAGCAUCAAGAUCUUCUACGAGCGCGGGGAGUGCGUCAUGCUGUCCGCACACGACAACUGCGGCGAGGACAUCAGGGAGAUGGUGCAGAGACUGGAGAUCGCCACCAGAGGCUGCGAGACGUCAGAGAUGACGCUGCGCCGGAACGGCCUCGGCCAGCUCGGCUUCCACGUCAACUUCGAGGGCAUCGUGGCCGACGUGGAGCCCUUCGGCUUCGCCUGGAAGGCCGGGCUGAGGCAGGGCAGCCGGCUGGUGGAGAUCUGCAAGGUGGCCGUCGCGACCCUCACCCACGAGCAAAUGAUUGACCUGCUGCGCACCUCCGUCAGCGUCAAGGUGGUCAUAAUCCAGCCCCACGAGGACGGCGCCCCCCGACGGGGCUGCUCCGAGCUCUACCGCAUACCCAUGGUGGAGUACAAGGUCGACAGCGAGGGCACGCCCUGCGAGUACAAGACUCCCUUCAGGAGGAACACCACUUGGCAUCGGGUGCCCGGCGCCGCUGGACCGCCGCUGUCCCGGGGCUCGCCCACGCAGGGCCCCGAGCGCCUGCAGUGCCAGCAGAUCCUCCAGCAGCACCAGGCCGCCAUCCCACGGAGCACCUCCUUUGAUAGGAAGCUGCCAGACGGGUCCAGGGUAAUGCAGGAUAUGGAAAACCCCCAGGUCACCUCAUGCAACAAGGGAGACCAGCACUACCGCAGCUCGCCCAGUAACCAGUCCUCCUCCAGUGAUCCAGGACCCUGUGGCAGCGGCACCUGGUCCCAGCAGCCUGGCUACGAUGGGUGUCCCUCCCCCAUACUGCAUGAGCGGGCAGGUGACAUGCAGGGCGGUGACGGAGAGAUCCGCAGGGAGCGGGAGCCCACCCUGGAGAGGACCAGAUCUGCAGAGGCCAAAUGGCACAUCCCCUCCACCAAGAUCCUGAACCCACUGAAGCAAAGAGAAGGGGGGAAAGACUCGCCCAACAAGCUGUCCAGGGCGGGCGAUAAAAACUCCAGCCACUCGAGUAGCAACACUCUCUCGAGCAACGCCUCCAGCAACAGCGACGAUAAGCACUUUGGCUCUGGAGACCUGAUGGACCCGGAGAUGCUGGGCCUCACGUACAUCAAAGGGGCGUCGACGGACAGCGGCAUCGACACCAAUCCCUGCGUGGCCCCCGGGGCCCGGGUGCUGAUGCAGGGCAGGGCCGGGGAGCCGGGACACCCCUGGGUGUCGGAGCAUCACGAAGAAGGAGGUUCGGAGGAGGAUCAGGGGAAACACUACCUGCCGCAGGGCUACGCCUGCGCCAUCAUGUCUAGUCAUGUGACUGAAGGAAGCAUCGGGGACCUGAGCGAGAUCUCAUCCCACUCAAGUGGCUCACACCACUCUGGCAGUCCCCUGGCCCGCGGUGCCAGAUACUGUAUGUCCGCUGACUCCUCCAAGGUGUACACCAUCCCCCAGACCAGCAGCUCAGGGCCGGGGCCGGACCCGGACCCGGAGCCCGGCUCAGAGGCCUGUGGACAGACACGGCCCCAACCCGAUUGCAUUCUCCCAGGGGGGAUGGAGACAGCCGAUGGUGAUGGUGAUGCCCACAGCACUGAGGGACCUCCCAGCAUUUCAGAGUGUGGAGGAGCGGAGAGCUUGUUAGCGUUCCUUCUCAAAAUGCUGUCUGAGCGUUCAAGGCAGCUGUAUGCACAGGAGGCCGCCUGCCAGCUCCAGGCUACUGAGCGGGACGAGAAAUCGCUGCAGAGACUUUCAAAAGAAGAAUACCUUAAAAUGAUGCUGCUCACAAGCCCUCCAGGAGAAGGCGGGAGUCGGAAGGUGUCGGCGGCGGGCAGCUCGUCCCCGAGGCGCUCCCUGUACCGGACGCUGUCGGACGAGAGCGUGUGCAGUAACCGCAAGGGCUCGUCCUACGCCAGCUCGCACAGCUCCAUGCUGGACCAAGCGCUGCCCAACGACAUCCUGUUCAGCACCACCCAACCGUACCACAGCACGCUGCCCCCCCGCAUGGUCCACAACCAGGGAGCGUCCAACCUCCGGAAUGAGUUUUGGUUCUCUGACGGCUCCCUGGCGGACAGGUCCAAGACCAGCGACCCGGGCCUCAUGCCCCUCCCCGACGCUGCCUCGGGCCUGGACUGGUCUCACCUGGUUGACGCAGCAAGAGCCUUUGAAGACCAGCGCGUGGCGUCUUUCUGCACCAUGACGGACAUGCAGCGGGCGGAGGCUCUGCGGAUCUCAAGGGAGCUGACCAGACGGGUGGUGGAGGCGGAGGGAGCGGCACUGGGAGCAGACGGCCCCCCCUCCACACUAACUGGCAAAGUCAACCAGUUGGAGGUGAUCCUCAGGCAGCUGCAGCACGACCUCAGAAAGGAGAAAGAGGAUAAGGCGAUGUUGCAGGAGGAAGUGCAACACCUGAGACAGGACAACAUGCGACUGCAGGAGGAGAGCCAGACGGCGUCGGCGCAGCUCAGGAAGUUCACCGAGUGGUUCUUUCACAGCAUUGACAAGAAGCCCUGAGAUGAGAGAAGGCCAUCACUCCUCCCAGGCAGCCGGGCAACUCCUAUGUACGACCACCACAUCAUCCCCAGGCAAACAGACCAUUACCAGAGUGAUGAAGACUCUUAGAAAAGGUUCUCUAGUGCAGCCCUGUGAGGGGGGAGGACUCAAAAUCCCAAUGAGGACCUUAGUUUUUGGGAUUCCUCUGUCUGAAGUGCACGGCUGUUUCUGACGUUAAGUUUCUUUAUCCCUUUUAAAGAGACUCUUUGGAAACCUCCUCAUCUCCUCUGCUGGAGAGGAAUUAGGAGUGCCCCCUCCCCCCGUGCCCCCCCCCCCCCCCCCCAAGUCCCCAGGAUCUUCUUACAGUAGUGGAAUGUAAAGCUCAUUUACUGUAGUCUGCAUAUAAUCUACCUGCGUAUGUCACGUCAUUCCACUGUACUGUAUACUCAGCUGUACUGUAUCGUCCCGCGCACACUGUCACACAGCUGUUUCUGGGCCGGCCUGCACGGACACAGGAAAGCCGAGAGGGGAGGAAGGGGGGAGGAAUGUACUGGACAUAAUGAAGUGGUACUUACUGUCUCCUUGCAGCGAGAGGAAUCCACAUGUGGCGGUCUUUGAAAUCUACAGUGGGGGGGUGGAAAUGAAUGUAGCUCAACCGAGACCCUUUUUUUCUGGAUUACUGGGUCCUAAAGUCCCCAAAAGCUGUCAAGGUUUGAUGUUUUGGGCCAUGUUUUUUCUUUCAAUGAAUUCCACUUUUUCUUUACCUCAGUGUUGUAAUGUGGGGUCACAUGGCAGUAAUUUAGAUGUUUUAAAGGUGCUUUCCCUACACAUGUUUGUCAGUAGUUUCCAAUCACUGUCACAAUGUCCUAGCAAUAAUGAAGUGGUAGUUACAAAACUGUGUUAAAAAAAGAAAAGAAAAAAAGAAGUUAGCACAAACGUGAAGAGUUCCUGUCGUUCCGCCGUUGGACUGGACAUGUAUUUAUAAAACAGGAAGAGACUGUGCCUGAAACUCUUGGUUGUAAAUGGAUUGUUUCUCUAUGCUUUUAAUUCUCUUUUAAAAACACAUGCCUUGUCUGUGGCUCACUGAUAAAAUCGUAUAUAUGACUGGUGGAUGCGCGUGUGUGUGUGCAUGUGUGUGCGUGUGUGUGCGUGUGUGUGCGUGUGUGUGUGUGUGUGUGUGUGCGUGUGCGUGCGUGCGUGCGUGUGUUGGAGAGAGCGCAGCAUAAUGUUUCUUAUGCAGUGGUUUCUAGAGCAUCAGAGCAAGCACCAGUGAACCACACUUACGAUGCCAAAUGUGUUUAUUUCUGUACAUAUCUGCCACAGAAGUGUCUUGUAUUUAACACUAUUAUUUAAGCUUAUUUAACCUAAAGUUGUUUAUUUAAUUAAGCUUUAUUUUUCUGCACAAAGGAGAGAUAAAGCUCUGUAUGUUGUAAAGUGUGUAGCUUGCCAGGGCGAAAAAACAACAACUAUAUAUUUAAAUAUAUAAAUGAUGAUUUUGGAGAUUCCAACAUUUGGAUGCUGCUAGAAUACAGUUUGCUGGUUUGUAUGCUUUUGAAAAUGUCUCUCCGUUAACGGUCUCAUCCCUGGUGGGACACUGGUUGCUUUUUUUUUUUUAUUUCAAAUUUUGUUCUAAUUUGGGUUUGUUUUUUUAAUAAAUGUAGUUGUAAAAAUAUGUGAUUUUUGUGCUUUGAAUGUCGUUCUAUUUCUAGCAUUGUUAACCAAAAGCAAUGAUUUGAAAAUUGACCGAAGGAUUAUGUGCUCAUUUUAAUUUGAUUAAAACACAGCAUUGUUAAAGGA